AUGUCCAAACGCGCCACAUCUGGUGGUGAUGAACUGACUGCGAAGCAUCACUGCAGGAUUAGCAAAGUGAAUCAGACAGGACAAUCAGCACUAUAUGAUAAUGGUGCAUGGGAAAUUUUGAAGCAAUUCCUCACGAUGUCCAUGUCGUUAUCUGAGAUGGACGACUCACUUGUGGCAUAUCUCGGCGACUGGUACUCUGAGGAUGACUGGGGUUCUUACGGCACUGUGGAGAAUGUACAUACCAGAUCCAUCAAAAAACCGUCCGUGCGCACAUCUGCAUCAAGUCUGGACAACCAUUUGUCAGGCUCAUGCGUCAACAAAUCGCAUAGGUCAUACAAAUGUAAAAAUAUGUAUAUACUCGAUGAGGCUGAGGAGGACGAUGAGGAGGAGGAGUAUGAGGAGGGAGAUGGAGAUGGAGAUGGAGAUGGAAUGUCUGUUCGGUUGCCGAAGGUCAUGCAAAUGCAAGAGCCAUCGGCGAAACAGAGGUUGGCUGCAACCUUCGACGACAUGGCCAGUUGGUUUGAGCAGAAUUUGCCCAGCUUAUCCCAAAGCCGCAAGGAUUGCACUCACGGAGCUCCCGAAAGCAGGAUGUAUCUGCUUGAUAUUCAAAGAACUGUCACAGAACAUGUUAUUGACCAUCUUUGGAGGAAAAACUUCCCUGUCACCUUGUCAGCUUGGGUAGCAGGCCAAAUUUACGUUGUUGUGGACAGUCCCAAGACCAUCACAGAUUCUCUACAUAACUCGCUUUAUGCUGCCGUCAAAAAGUACAGUCGCAUCAUGGACAAAGAAUGUGGAGCAGUCGAACAAUCACAGACCACUCUUCCCAACCUGGCAUGGGUGAGAAUCAGGCAUGGCAAGUACAAGGGCUGCAUAGGCAAAAUCUUCAAGUCUGGGCAGGAUACUGUUGAAGUCCUAUGUCCUACACGCAACUUUCCCUAUCCGAUGCCCCAGGGGUGUCGAGCAUUGGUCAAGCAAUCUUGUCUUCCGAAAAAUGAUUCAGUGCCUGACAUCAUCAUUGGUGAUGAAGUAGUAGGAUGGACAUUCAAAGGAGAAAGGUAUUACAUGGGGCUCCUUCUAAAAUACUUCCACUGUGAUCAGCUCGAACUUCUCACCUCUCCUCACGUCGACAACAUUCAACUCCAUCUUGAAUCCAGAUGGGACAAACCUUUCCUCAAGAAAACUGUCAUGGCAUUUGCAAUGCAAUUUUUGCACGUGGAGGAUCACACCAGGGUCAUUAAAGGCUCUCUUAGUGGAGAGCUCAGUAAAGUGAUCUCAAUUGACCAUACUUAUGGUUCCGCAUGCUUGGAAUUUACCUUUCAUGAAUGUCCGGAAGAAAUAGAAGUCCGACUGCAAGACGUCGAGCGUGUCUUUCGGGUCGGUGACUCUGUUAGAGUUAUAGCCGGUCCGUACUUGGGUUUGGAAGGACACAUCCUCCAAAUGGCUGAGGACGUGUUUCACAUUUGUCAGGUGGCUACUAAGGAAGUGCCUCCCCCAGACUCUAACUCGAUUGAAAUUAGGGAUUUCAUUCAAGUCCUGGACGGGAAACACACUGGGAAAUGUGGCGUCGUUGACUGGUUGUCUAAGGGAGAUAGUUAUCUGUGGUUCAGGGAUCUCUUCACUCCAGUUGACACAAAGUCCGGACUGUCAAGUAUCUCAGUUCCUAUAGCAAUGGUUCAGCAGAUGGACCUCAUGCGGACAAUCCAGUACACAAAAGAAAGAGGCUACAAUGUUAAACCUGGAGACACCCAAGGCGCGAACAAAGGCUCCUGGCUGUAUCUGGGAAGCGAGUGCAGCAAGGAUCUAGAAGUGUGCAAUGAAGCGAAGUGCGAGAAAGCGCAGGUGUGUGCAAGGCACGAAGGCGCGGGAAUGCGCGAAGCGCGGGAAAGUGCGCACAGUAACACACCUAAGCGCUGUCAUGCGGAGCUGAAGCGCUACCAAGUAAGAGAAAUGGAAAUAUAUGCACUAGAGGGCUUGGCGGACAGUGGAUGGAUGCUUCUGGAUGGCUGGCACUAUAGGGUGCUCAAGCGCGGGAAAGCAUGUGUGCAUAUACAUCGUGAAGCACGGGAAUGGUGCGUGCAUGCACACAGAGUGGUGCUGCAAGUUCAUGCUGUAUACUCCUUGGUGAAAACUGCCAUAUCAUGCCAUGAGAGGCAUGAGUCUCUACACUGUUUGCUUAUUGACAUUCAAAUCAGAUUUAUCAUCAAACUACACAAUCAUCGCACCACCGUCAAACUUCACGAUGUCAUCACCAGAUCUUACUUGAUGCUACCAGCCCGAAGUAUCACACCACCUGUCGAAAUCACUCCCUCUGGCUUGUCCACAUCCAUCACAGAUCUCAGUCCCUCAUCGUCCAACGGGUGGGCCAGCUGGUCUGCAAGCCCUGGGGAUGUUGAUAUGGUGCAUGACCCUGCAUCCAGCAUCAAUCCCAGCUCAUCCACAUCUGACCCUGGGCUAUUGACGGCCAGGAUACCAUUGACGCUGGGGCGGAGAAACUGCCAGACAGUGGCCCGCUGCCUUGGCUGA
Messenger RNA from Suillus fuscotomentosus, 2523 nucleotides. RefSeq lists its product as uncharacterized. The transcript is spliced from 16 exons. The record is from RefSeq and is a predicted model, not a curated record. NCBI's taxonomy places the organism in Eukaryota, Fungi, Basidiomycota, Agaricomycetes, Boletales, Suillaceae. Bases 1 to 2523 code for a protein of 840 amino acids.